AUGGCGAAUCGUAAGCGGGAUCGUUCGCCAUCUCCAGGUCCCGACGAAGACCACGAGACAAUGCGCAUCAUGCCCAUCGGUGCCGGCAACGAGGUCGGCCGCAGCUGCGUGAUCCUCAAGUACAUGGGCAAGACCAUCAUGCUCGACUGCGGCAUCCAUCCGGGCUACAACGGAAUCGCGGCGUUGCCGUUUUUUGACGCCAUCGAUCCCUCCGAGGUGCGCGGUGUUGUAGGCAUCUACACAAGGGUGUUCGAGCAUCCUAUUGUACAUAGUAUAGAUGGCAUACAUUUGUGCGUAGCUGUACUUCGCAAAAACGUGGGGGCCUGAAUGUUUGUUUGCUCCAUCCUUUAGGGACCCGCUCGGCUCGUAUUGCCAGCACAUGGUUAUUUUAUUUUAUUUUAUUUUAUUUUAUUUUUUGUCUUCACUUCAAAUCAGCGCUCACAGCACUAGUGCCGUUUACUCCAACCCGUGGUCACACAGAAGAGCCCCUCUCUACCCUCCCCUCCUGCGGUACUUUGCCUUCGAUUUUUAAUGCGAGAAGAGUUCAGCACUCUCUUCCCUCUGUGUACACACGAACUAGCGCUAUCCACUAGACCAGGAGCGGAAGCGAGAGAAAAACUCACUUUGCAAGAAAAGCUCGCUUACGCCGUGAUUCGAACCCCUGACCUGACCUCUAGAAGGUUUCGCGGAUACCAACUAGACCACCGGCGCGACC
Messenger RNA from Ectocarpus siliculosus, 715 nucleotides. The record is from the annotation of a GenBank genome assembly. NCBI's taxonomy places the organism in Eukaryota, Phaeophyceae, Ectocarpales, Ectocarpaceae.